Molecule: messenger RNA, 2808 nt
Organism: Orycteropus afer afer
Lineage: Eukaryota; Metazoa; Chordata; Mammalia; Tubulidentata; Orycteropodidae
Gene: CLCA4
Product: chloride channel accessory 4
Exons: 14
Coding region: 1-2808 (935 amino acids)
Biological process (GO): chloride transport
Molecular function (GO): intracellularly calcium-gated chloride channel activity
Source: RefSeq, a predicted model, not a curated record
AUGGCUUUAUGCAGAACUUCUGGUUUCCUCUUAGUCCUCUACCUGCUGCAAGGGUCAAAUACUUCCCUGGUUCAGCUGAAUAACAAUGGCUAUGAAGAUAUUAUCAUUGCUAUCCACCCCAGUGUGCCAGAAGAUGAAAAAAUAAUUGAACAAAUAAAGAGCAUGGUGACUACAGCUUCUACUUACCUGUUUGAAGUCACAGAAAAAAGAUUUUUUUUCAAGACUGUAUCUAUAUUAAUUCCUGAGAAUUGGAAGGAAAACCCUCAAUACAGAAGGCCAAAACGUGAGAGCUUCAUACACGCUGAUGUUUUAGUUGCGCCACCCAUCUUCCCAGGUAGAGAUGGACCAUACACAAGGCACUUCACAGCUUGUGAAGAAAAGGGAGAAUUCAUUCAUUUUACCCCUGACUUUGUACUGGGAAAAAAACAAGAUGAAUAUGGACCAUCAGGCAGAGUGUUUGUCCACGAGUGGGCCCAUCUCCGGUGGGGAGUGUUUGAUGAGUACAAUGAAGAUAAGCCUUUCUACAGUGCUAAGUCAAAAAAAAUUGAAGCAACAAGGUGUUCCAUAAGUAUCUCUGGUAAAAAUAGUGUUCAUAAGUGUCAAGGAAACAGUUGUAUAACCAGAGCAUGCAGAAUUGAUUCUCAGACAAAACUGUAUGAAAAAGAUUGUCAAUUCUUUCCUGAUAAAGUUCAAAAGGAAAAGGCAUCCAUAAUGUUUAUGCAAAGCAUUAAUUCUGUGGCUGAAUUCUGUAAUGCAAAAAACCAUAACCGAGAAGCUCCAAAUCUACAAAACAAUAAAUGCAAUUUCAGAAGCACAUGGGAGGUGAUUAGCAAUUCUAAGGAUUUUAACACCACCACACCUAUGGUAGAACCACCCCCUCAACCUGCCUUUUCAUUGCUGAGGAUCAGUGAAAGAAUUGCAUGCUUGGUUCUUGAUAAAUCCGGAAGCAUGUCGAAUUCUAAUCGCCUGGAUCGACUGAAUCAAGCAGCCAAACACUUCCUGCUGCAGACCAUUGAAAAUGGAUCCUGGGUCGGAAUGGUUCAUUUUGAUAGCUAUGCCAAUAUCAAAAGUCAGCUAAUCCAAAUAAUAAGCAACAAUGAAAGAAACAAGCUUGUGGAGAGCUUACCUACAACAGCUUCGGGAGGCACUUCCAUCUGCUCUGGAAUUGAAGCAGCAUUUCAGAUGAUUAGAGGGAAGUUCAACCAAACAGAUGGAUCUGAAAUAAUGCUACUGACUGAUGGGGAAGACAAUACUGUAAAGAACUGUAUGGAUAACGUAAAUAAAAGUGGGGCAAUUGUUCAUUUAAUUGCUUUGGGACCAUAUGCUGAUGAAGCAGUAAUCAAGAUGAGCAAUAUGACAGGAGGAAGUCAUUACUAUGCUUCUGAUAAAGCUCAGAACAAUGGCCUUAUUGAUGCUUUCGGGGCACUUGCAUCAGGAAAUGCCGAUCUCUCCCAACAGACUCUCCAGCUUGAAAGUAAAGGAUUAACCCUCACCAGUGAUGUUUGGAUGAAUGGCACUGUGAUCAUUGAUAGCACAGUGGGAAAGGACACAUUCUUCCUUGUCACAUGGGAUAAACAGCCUCCCAGAAUUUCUCUCUGGGAUCCCAAUGGAACACUGAUGGGAGCAUUCACAGAGGACAGAGUUUCCAAAAUGGCUUAUUUUAGUAUUCCAGACAUUGCAAAGGUGGGCAUUUGGAUUUACAGUCUUCAAGCCAAAGUAAACUCAGAAACAUUAACUAUUACAGUAACUUCUCGGGCAUCAAAAUCUUCUGUGCCUCCAAUCACAGUGAAAGCUAAAAUGAAUAAAGACACAAACAGCUUCCCCAGCCCAAUGAUUGUUUAUGCAGAAAUUCAACAAGGGUACUUACCCGUUCUUGGAGCUAAUGUGACUGCCUUCAUUGAAUCAACGAAUGGGAAAAUAGAAACUUUGGAACUUUUGGAUAAUGGUGCAGGUGCUGAUUCUUUCAAGAACGAUGGGGUCUACUCCAGGUAUUUUACAUCUUAUACAGAAAAUGGCAGGUAUAGCUUAAAAGUACGGGCUCAAGGAGGAACAAAUGUUGUCACACGAAGCUUGGGGCAUCCACUGAAUAAAGCUCUGUAUAUACCAGGCUGGGUGGUGGAUGGGAAAAUUGAAGGGAACCCAGCAAGACCAGAAAUAAAUGAGGAUACUCAGACAACCUUGGAAAGUUUCAGCAGAACAGCAACUGGAGGUGCAUUUGUGGUUUCUAAUGUUCCAAAUUAUCCCUUGCCUGAUGUGUACCCACCAAGUCAAAUCACAGACCUUGAUGCCAAACCUGAUGGGGAUCAGAUAACUCUAACAUGGACAGCACCAGGAGAUAAUUUUGAUGUUGGAAAAGUUCAACAAUAUAUCAUAAGAGUAAGUGGAAGCAUCCUUGAUCUAAGAGACAACUUUGAUGAUGCUCUUCAAGUAAACACGACUGAUCUGUUACCAAACGAAGCCAACUCCAAGGAAAUCUUUGCAUUUAAACCAGGAAAUAUCUCAGAAGAAAAUGCAACACAUAUAUUCAUUGCUAUUCAGAGUGUAGAUAAAAGCAAUUUGACAUCAAAACUAUCUAACAUUGCACAAGUUGCUUUGUUUAUUCCGCAAGCAGAUCCAAGUCCUGAUGAAAAUCCUCAGAAUCCUCAUCCUGAUGAAAAUCCUCCUGAUAAUCAUAAAACCGGAGUUAACAUUUCUACUUUGGUGUUGUCAGUGGUUGGAUCUGUUGCAGUUGUUAGUAUUAUUUUAAGUACCACCAUUUGCAUUUUAAAGAAGAAAAAAAAUACAAAUAGACCUAGGACUGGGUUUUAA